Rhinichthys klamathensis goyatoka is the source of this 2131-nucleotide messenger RNA. It is a transcript of the gene tmprss13a, whose product is annotated as transmembrane serine protease 13a. The coding region runs from base 118 to 1611 and encodes 497 amino acids. Gene Ontology annotation, molecular function: serine-type endopeptidase activity. The record is from RefSeq and is a predicted model, not a curated record. The transcript has 13 exons. NCBI's taxonomy places the organism in Eukaryota, Metazoa, Chordata, Actinopteri, Cypriniformes, Leuciscidae. Gene Ontology annotation, cellular component: membrane. Gene Ontology annotation, biological process: proteolysis.
GAAAAUGGAAAAGAGGGUGUCAUUGUUCCUUUAGGACUGUAGAGACAGGUUGAAAUCCUGUCCAGCCAAAUACACAGUCAUUUUUGGAUCUAACCAUAGUUCUCACUCCUGUUCCUAAUGGCAGACAAUGACACGAAGGACCUUCCUCCACCAUACUACUCUGUGGCUGUGGACCCACAGACCCCUCCUAUGACCUACGAGGAGGUGAUUUGUCAGGACAGAUAUGGUGUCGCUCAGAGAACUGUGCCAUACUAUGUUCAGAAGGAUCCAGCACAAGUUCAGGUACCAGCUGUCAUCGUCACUCAGCGAGUUGUCGUUCCUCCAAAAAGGCAGGAGUCUUGUGGACGGAGAGGCAAGUGUUGGGGAGGAUGGGGAAGUGUGCUGUUUCUGUUGUUUCUCAUUGGACUGGCCAUCUGGUUUGGAGUGCGUUACGGAUCCAAGUCAUAUUCCGUCCAUUAUGAGGACAAUUGCAAGGGAAAAGAUUGCAAGGAAAAUCAAGACCACGAGACGGAUGACGACCUGAAGGGGUGCUCCAACUCCUGCAAGCUGUGUGACGGCACCAAAGACUUGCAAUCGGCCAGCGAUGAGACAAACUGCGUGAGAUUUGGUGAAGGUGACGUGUUGCAGGUCAGAACUGCUCCGGAUGGUGGAUUCCUUCCAGUGUGUUAUCAGGGAUUGGAUAAGAGUUAUGCUGACCAGAUCUGUGAACAACUGGGCUUUAGAGGGUCUUAUGCAUCAAGUGCAGUGAAUAGCGAGAUGUCCAAAGCCCUUACUUUAGAAUCUAGAUCAGACAAACUUAUUCAGGGUCUGGUCAAAGUCAGCCCGAGCUGUUUGAACAACAAGGCAGUUUCACUUGAGUGCACAGAUUGUGGCAAGCAGCAAAGUGCCUCCAGGAUCAUAGGGGGCACGGCCUCUAAAUUUGGCCAGUGGCCUUGGCAGGUUAGCCUGCGUUUCAAUGGACGCCAUGCUUGUGGUGGAUCACUCAUCUCUCCAGACUUUGUUGUGUCAGCUGCCCAUUGCUUCAAAAGAGAAAUGGCGAAUUCUGGAUAUUGGCGUGUUUAUGUUGGGGCUAUUUCCCAGGAUACCCCUCAGACUCCAUUAUUUGUGAAGAAGAUUAUGGUGAAUGAGAAUUUCAACAGCAAAACCAAUGAUUAUGACAUCGCCUUACUGAAACUCACCAGUCCUGUUGCUUUCUCCGAUACCAUACAGCCAGUUUGCCUUCCUACAUUUGACCAGACCUUUUCUGAUGGAUUAGAGUGCCGGACAUCUGGCUUUGGGACAACACAAGAGGGAGCAGCCCAGGGCUCUAACAUUCUUAUGGAUGUGGCAGUGAAUGUCAUUGACACACUUGUGUGUAACAGCAGUCAGGUGUACGGUGGAGCCAUCACUAAGAAUAUGAUGUGUGCCGGCGAUAUGAAUGGGGACCGGGACUCCUGUCAGGGGGACAGUGGAGGUCCACUGGUGUGUAAGGAAGAUAAUGAACGCUGGUAUCUGGCCGGAAUUACCAGUUGGGGAGACGGUUGUGGACGAAGACAAAAACCAGGAGUAUAUAGCAGGGUGACCGGCCUUCUGCCCUGGAUCUACAGCACGAUGCAGCAAGAGAAGCCCUGAUGCCUUUCUUCUGUAUGGUGUGUCCAUCCCUGACAAUUUGAACAAUGACAGUGGACACAGGACAAAAGAUGAAGGACAGAGUAAUGCACUUUGACAUGGGACAAUAUUGCAAUAUUGUAGCCACAAUUGGACAAAGAAAAAUACUUUAUUGAUUCCACGGUCUCCUACAAGAAUAAAACAACUCAACGCGGGAAAGCAGAGCUGCAGGCAUUGAAGCGCAUGCAGUUCACCUCUGUUGCUUUCCUCAUUCUUUUCUAUGCAUUUAUACUGUAAGUUCACAGCACACUGCUGAACCUGAGCCUUUGUUGCUUCUUUAACUCUGUAUCCUUGCACUGAUUCUACAGAAAUAAUGGGAGUGUUCUACUAAUAUGUAUUUAUUAACCAAAAGGGUGUUAAUUUUACUUGAAAAUCAGUGUCUAUGAGCUAAGAUAAAAUGUGAUUGUGUUGUUUUAGCCUGUGUGAAGGUUCCGUCCUUUUCUCUCUGAUUCCUAUUGCUUCUUUAUAAAUCAUGCCAAAAGCA